This is a messenger RNA of Musa acuminata AAA Group (dessert banana), 1067 nucleotides long. RefSeq lists its product as uncharacterized. NCBI's taxonomy places the organism in Eukaryota, Viridiplantae, Streptophyta, Magnoliopsida, Zingiberales, Musaceae. The transcript has 5 exons. Bases 204 to 839 code for a protein of 211 amino acids. The record is from RefSeq and is a predicted model, not a curated record.
CGACGCCUACAUCGCUCAUCUUCCUAUAUAUAUUUAGGUUCGAUACUAUUAAUACCUAACCCUCCUCGCCAAGAAACCCUCUCAUUAGUCGACGACGACGGGGCCCUUCCCUUCCUCUUCUAUCGGUCCGACCCCUUCUAGAUCGCCUGUCCCCGGCGCCGAUCGUCCUGUCGCGGCAGAUUCCCCUUGAUUCGAGUUACAGGAUGGUGUCUGCCAAUCAGGAAAUGGUGGUGUAUUGCUUCGACACCCUCAUCGCCCACUACAACAGCGAGCAGGCGCCGCCACCGGGUUUCGAGGAAGGCCAGCACCCACUGUUUGUUACAUGGAAGAAAGCAGUCAACGGAGCAGAACCUCGUCUGCGUGGGUGUAUUGGAACUUUGGAAGCCCGUUGCAUAGUCAACGGCUUUAGAGAUUAUGCAUUAACAAGCGCUCUGAGGGACCGCCGAUUUCCUCCAAUACAGGCUAAAGAAUUGCCUUAUUUGGAAUGUACAGUAUCUAUUCUAACUGACUAUGAACCUGCUCUUAAUUACCUUGAUUGGGAGAUUGGAAAGCAUGGCUUGAUCAUCGAAUUUACUGACCCUGAUUACAACACGAGGCGUAGUGCGACAUACUUGCCUGAGGUUGCUGCCCAUGAAGGUUGGACUAAGACGGAAGCCAUCGAUUCACUCAUGAGGAAAGCAGGUUUCAACGGUGUUAUAAGUGAGUCACUUCGCAACCGACUUCGCGCUACCCGCUACCAGUCCACCCUUUACACCAUGCACUACAGAGACUAUGCCUCUUAUGUCAAGAUGACCAGGGGUAUUGGCCCUUUAGUUAAUGGGGCCAAACCCAUCCAUUGAUUCGCCAGCAAAAAUUCAUUGCUGGAUCUGUGAAGGUACAGUUAAAACUUGAUUUAGUGGCAGCUGGGUUGAAUUACCCUCCUGCUUAUUUAUGAUGCAUUCCGAGAUUCAAGGGAAAGAUAAAUCUGUAAGUGACCCUAAUCGCUGCAUGUUAAAAACUUUAAACAUGACUUUUGAUGCAAGCUGCAAACAGUACAAUGUAUUGGAUUAAUGCCUCAUUUGCUUCCA